Molecule: messenger RNA, 514 nt
Organism: Pelodiscus sinensis (Chinese soft-shelled turtle)
Lineage: Eukaryota; Metazoa; Chordata; Testudines; Trionychidae
Source: RefSeq, a predicted model, not a curated record
UUGCCCUUCUCCCCGACAGGCUGCAGAACACCCAUGUCUUGCUCCAGCGCAGCCCAUGGCCUGCAGAGCCAGGGGAAGGAAAUGACUGUGGCAGAGCUGGUGAGCUUCGAGGAGGUGGCUGUGUAUUUCUCUAAGGAGGAAUGGGCUCUGCUGGACCCGGGUCAGAGAGCCCUCUACUGGGAUGUGAUGCAGGAGAAUUAUGAGGCUGUGAACUGGCUGGGAUUUCCAGUCUCCAAAGCUAAUGUGAUCUCUUGGGUGGAACAAAGGGAGGAGCUGUGGAUCCCGGAUCUCCAGGGCUCUGAGGAAGGGGAGAUCAUCUGCAACAGCCACACAGGUGAGUAAUCCACUAAAGUGACUCAGAAACCAAUUUCUGUGUCCUCACAGCGGACAUCUCUUGAGCAUUUUCAUCAAGUCUAACUGCCCCUUCAACUUGUUUCCAGCUCCAGUCGGGGUGGGGGAGGUGUUGCUGGCAAGAGUUAUUUUUCAGGUCCAACACCUGUUCUUCUCUAAUUAC